UGAUUUGUUGUUGACAGAAUUGAAAAUCAAAACGCGUCAAAACAAAUGUGACGUGGACAUGCAAUUUUAAAUACAAUUAUCUAGUUUUUUUUAAAAUUUAUUGAACAUAAUGGAGGGAUAUUUGCUUGAGCCAACCUUAUACACAAUAAAAGGUAUUGCAAUCUUGGACAAUGAUGGAAACAGAAUACUGGCCAAAUACUACGACAAAAACACAUUCCCUACUGCCAAAGAGCAGAAGGCGUUCGAGAAAAACCUUUUCAACAAGACACACAGGGCUAACGCUGAAAUUAUCAUGUUAGAUGGUCUCACAUGCGUGUACAGGAGUAACGUAGAUCUGUUUUUCUAUGUUAUGGAAGAUCACACGAAAACGAGGCUUAUAUUGAUGAGUGUAUUGAAUUGUUUAUAUGAUUCAGUCAGCCAAAUACUGAGGAAGAAUGUUGAGAAACGAGCAGUUCUGGAGUCUCUUGACAUUGUCAUGCUUGCUAUGGAUGAAAUAGUUGAUGGAGGGAUUAUACUAGAUGCUGACCCAGGUUCUGUAGUGUCAAGAGUAGCCUUAAGGAAUGAUGACAUUCCAAUAGGUGAACAAACUGUAGCUCAGGUGUUUCAAUCUGCUAAAGAACAGCUGAAAUGGUCCUUACUCAAGUAAAAAUAAAGAGUGUAUAUAUCUUCUGUAAAUUUUUAUUUCAAUUCCUACAUGUUUCAAGAAUUUGUACUUAUAUUUAUAAAUAGAGGUAUUCAAAGUGUGCAAAUGUUUCUUC
Messenger RNA from Acanthoscelides obtectus, 758 nucleotides. The record is from the annotation of a GenBank genome assembly. Lineage: Eukaryota; Metazoa; Arthropoda; Insecta; Coleoptera; Chrysomelidae.